Castor canadensis (American beaver) is the source of this 6074-nucleotide messenger RNA. RefSeq names its product RAB11 family interacting protein 5 (gene Rab11fip5). Gene Ontology annotation, cellular component: phagocytic vesicle; early endosome; secretory granule. Gene Ontology annotation, molecular function: small GTPase binding. The record is from RefSeq and is a predicted model, not a curated record. Gene Ontology annotation, biological process: regulated exocytosis. NCBI's taxonomy places the organism in Eukaryota, Metazoa, Chordata, Mammalia, Rodentia, Castoridae.
UGACCGCCUUAAAUCGCUGCCAAGUUUGUCACUUGGUCCUCGUGUCUGAGCUCGGUUCGGCCAGCCCGUACCCUCCGCCGCUUCCCUUGCCAUGGCCCUGGUUCGGGACGACGAGCCGGCGGCUGGGCCCUCCCGCUGGCUGCCCACGCACGUCCAGGUGACGGUGCUGCGGGCCCGCGGGCUGCGGGGCAAGAGCUCGGGCGCUGGCAGCACUAGCGACGCUUACACGGUGAUCCAGGUGGGCCGCGAGAAGUACAGCACGUCGGUGGUAGAGAAGACGCAGGGCUGCCCCGAAUGGCGCGAGGAAUGCUCCUUCGAACUGCCCCCCGGGGCCCUGGACGGCCUGCUGCGGGCUCAGGAGGCCGAUGCGGGCCCGGCGCCCUGGGUCAUGGUCCCCGCUGCCGCCUGCGAGCUGGUGCUCACUACCAUGCACCGCUCGCUCAUCGGCGUCGACAAGUUUCUGGGCCAGGCCACUGUGGCGCUGGACGAGGUCUUUGGCGCAGGCCGCGCCCAGCACACGCAGUGGUACAAACUACACUCCAAGGCAGGCAAGAAGGAGAAAGAACGUGGAGAAAUCCAAGUCACCAUUCAGUUCACUCGCAACAAUUUGAGUGCCAGUAUGUUUGACCUGUCCAUGAAGGACAAGCCAAGGUCCCCCUUUAGCAAGCUCAAGGACAAGGUGAAAGGCAAAAAGAAGUUUGAGCUGGAAUCUGCCUCUGCUAUCCUCCCAAGCAGUGCCCUAGAGGAUCCUGAAUUGGGCAGCCUGGGCAAGAUGGGCAAAGCCAAAGGCUUCUUCCUCCGUCACAAGCUGCGCAGGUCAUCCCUGACCCAGUCCAACACCUCACUGGGCUCUGACAGCACCUUGUCCUCGGCCAGUGGGAGCCUGGCCUACCAAGGCCCAGGUGCUGAGCUCCUUACCCGCUCACCGAGCCGUAGCAGCCGGCUGUCUACAGAAGGGGGCAGGGACUCUACGCAGUCCCCCAAGUUGCUCACCCACAAGAGGACCUACAGUGACGAGGCCAGCCAGAUGCGCCCAGCUCCUCCCCGGGCCCUUCUUGACCUACAGGGCCAUGUUGAUGCUGCCUCCCGUUCUUCUCUCUGUGUUAAUGGGAGCCAUAUUUACAGAGAGCCCCAGGCCCCCUUGCGGCACCGCAGCUCCAUCUUGGGCCCAGUCCCACCCUCUAGCUCCCUGCACAGUGCCUCUUCCCGGCGGCCCUCUGAGGAGGGACCUCCAUCCUCUGAUGACUCCUGGGGCAGAGGCAGCCAUGGCACCAGCAGCUCAGACCCAGUGCAUGGACAGGAGGAGCUGAGCACUCAGGCCAAAGUGCUGACCGCUGGGGCUAGCCACUCUGGAGAGGAGGAGGGGGCUCGGCCUCCAGAGGGGAAGCCAGUACAGGUUGCCACACCUAUGGUGGCCUCUUCUGAGGCUGUGGUGGAGAAGGAGAGCACACGGAAGGAAGAGCGGAAGCCCCGGAUGGGCCUCUUCCAUCAUCACCACCAGGGGCUGAGUUGGAGCGAGAUGGGGCGCCGCAGCUCUGUGGGGGAGAAAGGGGGUCCUGCUCUGGGGUCCUCCCCCCACCACUCAUCCACUGGGGAGGAAAAGGCCAAGAGUAGCUGGUUUGGCCUGAGAGAAUCCAAGGAGCCCACCCAGAAGCCCAGUGCCUCGAGGGCCAACCCUGCCCCUCUGGCCUCCCCUAGGAAAUCCCUGCCUGAGUGGGACAACAACUUCAACGUCUUUGCUGCUGGCAGGCUGCAUCCAGAGGCCAGGAGUGAGAGCCUGGCCCCUGCAAGAGUGGGGCUGGAGGAGGCUGGGCUUCAAGACCCAGGCGGUGGGGCCAUGACAGUGAAGGCAGCAGAGCCCCAGGGACAUCCUGGGGGAGGAAGAGGUGGGAGCAGCAUGUGGCUGGAGCCCGGGGCUCCUCUGGACUCCGGACUGGACCAGCAGAAUACAAGUGUAUCUGACUCAGGGCCCCUUGGGUAUGUAGGGGCUGGGCUGCUCCCUGCGGUCACCCAGCUGCACCUGAGAACUUUGGUCUCAGCAACAGACAGGGAGCUGCCCACUCCAGAAGCAGGAGCCGGGCAGAGUCCAGCAGACAGUGGGACAUCUCUGUUCAGUUCCCCAGAAGUGCUCAGUGUAUGGGAGAGGCUACCUGCUUCAGAUGAUGCCUUUGAGAGCCAGGACAAGGAAACCCCUCGAGACGAAAGCCGGCUUUUCCAUGAGCUCAAUAUAGUCGGCGAUUCUUGGCCUUGGGAUGUGGUCACCGUUUCUCCUACAGCUGAGAUGGCCUCACCAGUCCUACGGGGAGAGCCUGAUGAGCAGCCUCCCGUCUUGGUACAGCCCAAAUCACCAGAAACUGUGAGCCCUAAGGAGAGUGAGGGGCUUUCCCCAUUGGAACUGGAACCAGAGCUUGAGUCCACAUGGGGGUCGGAUGAAGGGCUACGGCCAAGCAUGCCACCUCCCAAGCCACCACGCCUCUUCACACCCUCAAAUUCUCAGGCAGAGGAGGAGGAAGAGAAGGCUGCAGAGGGCCCGAAUAAUAGGGGGACAGGACCAAAAGAUGCCACCCCAAAUGCACUGGUUGUCGUUCUCCAGGAAACCAAGGAGAAGGGUGAGAAGCCUGAGUUGGAGGAGUCUGAUAGCCAGUCUUCUGGGACCCUGCUGGGUGAGCCAGGCCUGGAAGAGCUAGUGGAGGAUGCUGGUCCCUCUGGGUCCGGGACCCAUCCAUCUGUGCCCACCAGCUGCCCUGAGGGUUUUGACCCUGUAUCCUGUUACUCAGUGAGCUUAGCUCUUCCAAGUCAGCAGAGCUGGGGUGCUCCAGAGAGAGGAGAAGGCCCUAAGAUCCACAGCCAGGAGCCAGUAGAAGAGGGGCUUGGGCCUCUCUCAGUCAUCCCCCAGCAGGCUGAUUCGUGGGCCUUGGAGGAGGAUGUGCUGAGCCCUUUCUUGUCUCAAGGGAGCCGAGAUCCCCCCAGCCUCCCAUCCACAUCCCCUCCAGGGUCCAAGGAAUCUUCUGUCUACUCUGGUCCAGAAGAGCCACCCCCCACGCCCCCAGAGCCUGCCUUUCCACCGCCCCCUCUCCCACCCUGGGCCAGCCACCGCCAUGGGGGGCCUGGUCCUCCAUGCUCUCCCUUGUCUGGAGCCUGGCCCCUCACUUCUUCUUCCCCACCACCGGGGGAGGCAGCCUCAUCCCCUGGCUCCCUUGAGCCCUCCCCUCCUGGAGGCUCCCCUGCCCCACGUGGGGAGGACCGCGCUGCAGCCACCCCAGCCUCCCCGCUUGUGCUUCUGCCCUUGGAGACACGACCAGCUGAGGAGCCACUGCCCAGUGUCAGUCCCCACCCUGUGAAGCCUCUCAGUGCUGCCCCUGUGGAGAGUAGCCCCGACAGGAAGCAACCCCGGUCCAGUCUUAGCACAGCCCUGAGCAGUGGGCUGGAGAAGCUCAAAACAGUCACAUCUGGCAGCAUCCAGCCUGUGGCCCCAGCAUCUCAGCUUAGCCAGACUUUGGACACCAAGAGGCUGAAGGAUUCUGCUGUUCUGGACCAGUCAGCCAAGUACUACCACCUGACGCAUGAUGAGCUCAUUGGCCUGCUCCUGCAGCGGGAGCGGGAGCUGAGCCAGCGGGACGAACAUGUUCAGGAGCUGGAGAGCUACAUUGACCGGCUCCUGGUGCGGAUCAUGGAGACCUCACCCACACUGCUGCAGAUCCCUCCUGGUCCCCCAAAAUAGCCCUUCCCCUCCGAAGGGUUGGUGAGGACCUGCUGCCUAGACAGGGCCUGUGUGCCCACCUGCCCACCCUCCCUUCAUCCCUCCCUCCUGCUGAACACUCUCACUUGGGCAGGGCGCAGCCUGUCCACAUGGUCACUCCCUGCCCCCCUCUUCCUCUUGCCUUUACUGGGACUGCUGGAAGGGGGGCCCUUUGGAAUCCCAUUGAACACAUCAUAGACCAUGUAAAACUCGUGUAUCUUUGGGAGCCCUGAGUCUUUCCCACCUGCCUAUUUUCAUACCCUUUAACUUUGGGGGUUCCAGGGAAUUGGAAGAAGAAAGUUGUUAGUUCUCAAGAUGGAGCAGGGUUGAGCUGUAGUUUGAUGUCAUGUCUGAGAUGAGACUGUUGGUAGCACAGACUUUAUCACCUCCAAAGAUGGCCAGUCAUUUCUUCCUAUGGCCAAUCCCUCAUCUCUUCAUUUCCCUCCAGUGCUUGGAGGCCUCCUAGUAUUACUGGGACUGGGACAGGGACCAAGCUACUUGUAAGUCUAUGAGUUGCUGGUAAUCAGGGCACCUACUCUUCUGCCUUGUGCUCAUCCCCUGAGAGCAGGGAGCCCAUGUGUUCUUGUCUCCUCCCUGCCAUGUCCUGAGUCUAUGUCUACUUCAAGCUGUUUGCAGAGCAAGUGUAGUGUGGAUGGAGGUGGUGGUGUGUGCUUUGUAACUGCUCCCUGUCCUUCUUUGGACCUUCCCACUGAGUGUCAUGGUGACUGUAUGGAGGUAGGGCUGGGUCAAGGGAGAACUCUUCCUUGUUCUUAGAGUUUUCACCCACCUCUGACAAGUGGGCCCCUCUAGGUCAGGGCUUUGGGCUGCUUAUAUUUUUGGGAUCAAGCCUCCAUAUCUGUUCUUAUUGUCUGUCCAGAUGCCAAAACUCUGCUGCUGUAGGGUUUGAACUUUUGGAAACCAAUUAAAAUGUGCCUUUUGUGGGCGGGGUCAAGAGCCUCUGGAGGUAGACCUCUCCCAGGCUGUGGCAUCUCCUCUUUCCUGUUGAACACAUGGGGAUGGGGCUGUUAGGGUCCUGGGAAGGGGAAUGUGGGUGGGGCUGCUUUGUGCUCUCCCUUUCCCUGAGAGCAUCUCAACUAAGGGUCUGGCUAAGCUGCUAUUACCCUCUCAAUCUUCCUGCCACCUUCCAGUCCUCCCUCAAGCCCAUUCAGAGGAUCUUAUGAUAAAAACAUCUGGUAGGUAGUAGGCCUGGGGCCACCCUGCUCACUCAUUUCACCUGGCCUCAGGUCUCAGCUAUGCCACACCAGUCAUCUGGUUUGGAAGUGGAAGACCACACUAUGCCUUAGGAGAUACCUGAACUUAGAAUAAAGCCUUUGCUGCUCUCCCAACUAUCCACUAAGCUGCUGUCCCAGCCUGUUCCUUCUGCUCCACCACCUUGCCUGGCUUGGCUUCAGUGCACUCUGAAACGAAGUUUGUCUUUUGGCCCAGCCCUUGGAUUGCUUGUGAAGAACAUGGCAGGUUUCCCCACAGCAUUUUCAGAUAUACUGUGGUGGCUUGGGUAUCUUGCAUUACAAAAGGCAGCAAGUGAGGAGAUGGUGAAGGAUGAUUUUGGUCCAGUGAGGAGAAAAGAAGCCCCUCUGGGGCUGCUUCUUUAUGAUAGGCCUAUGGACUUUCUCAGAAGGCCACAGGAGGAGAUGGUGGUGUCAGUCUUCUGCUAGCAUGGAGGAGAGGAGCCCCACACACAGGGGAGAAAGCCCCUGUAGAGUUGCCAAACUUAUGUCCACUCAGUUGAAAAAAGUAUCCACAGGUGCCCAGAUCUUCAGUCAUGUUCUGGGGCCCACUGAGGGUUGCAGAGGUGCCCCUCCUUGGGGAGGGAGUCACUACUAGGUAUUCCCCUGGCCUCUAUUUGGUCCCAUCCCUGCCCCUGAUCUUCUACCCGUCCUUAAAUGGUGGACCUCCCACAUGCCCAGGGCAGGGAUGUCUUCUGGAAAGGUUUUGAAUUGAAACCAAGGGUUCUUAUUUGAUGUUUCUGCUUCUGGUCACAAGAUGGAGAAGAGCCACAGUGGGGUGCGCAGGGAUCAGGCACAGUUCUGCUUUGCUGUUUGUCUUCCUAGUUGUAACUCCUGUUUAUAAAGAGCUUGUUCUUCAUGUUUUGAGCACUUUAUGAAGAAUAAAAAGUUCACAUACUGCAGGUGGUCUGUUGUGUUCCUGUUUUGAAAUGAGUGUAUGAAGGAGGUUUCCCUUUUGAGAAGGCAGCCUUAAAUCAAGGUGGGGUUCUUGGAUGACACUGCCCUUACCUUGACAUCAUAAGGCAGUAUCACAGUGUUGCCCCGUCACCUGGACUUAGUCUUUUCCUACUCCCAGGAUGCCUGUAUUU